Messenger RNA from Habropoda laboriosa, 738 nucleotides. Its product is annotated as histidine-rich glycoprotein. The record is from RefSeq and is a predicted model, not a curated record. Bases 1 to 738 code for a protein of 245 amino acids. Lineage: Eukaryota; Metazoa; Arthropoda; Insecta; Hymenoptera; Apidae. The transcript has a single exon.
AUGAAGUCACGGCUCGCGAUUUAUCUGUCGCUGGCCUGCGUCGUCUGUCAGUUCACCUCGAUCGUUGCUCGAGGGAUCGAGAAAGAGUACGACGACCUGACAGCCGAGGCGACUCAUCAUCAUCACGACGAGGGCAGCGGUGGAGAGCAUCACUCCGACCAUCACAGCAAGCACGGCGAUCACGGGGACAAGGGUUACAAGUCGUCGCAUCAUCACGAGAAAGGUGAGAAGGGACACCAUGACAAGGACGAGCACAUGGGGCACUACGACGAGGACGAGGGACACAAGAAGGGCCAUCAUCACGACGACGGUUACUACGGCGAGCAUCACAAGGGCGAGAAGGGAGAGAAGGGGCACAAGUUCCACGAGGAGGGACACUACGGGAAGGGGCACAAGACGAAGGGACACCACGAGGUUCACAAGUUAGACGAGUUCAAGAAGGACAAGGAGUUCUUCGACGAGCAUCACGAUUCCGGGCAUCACGAGGAUCACGGUGGACACCAUCACGAGCACGGGCACAAGAAGGGUGGACACUUCAAGAAGGGACACCACGAUCACGGGGAGCACGAGGAUCAUUACGGAAAGAAGGGUCAUUUCGAGAAGGGACAUCAUCAUCACGACGACAAGGGACACAAGAGCGACGGUGGUCACGACGAGCAUCAUCAACAUCAUUCGAGUCACGGCAAGAAGGGAGGACACGACGACCACAAGUCGUGGGGAUUUAAGAAGGGACACUGA